GAUUAACAAUCAGAACGGUGAAGCUAAGAAUGGGAUGAAUAAACAGGAUACUACUUAUGGAUACGAGACUUCAUACUCAUCGUAUUAUCCAAGCUCCAAUUCUCCAUCAACAGCAAAUCAACCUCUUCCAGGACAACCACCAUUACCUCCAAUGCCACCACCACCAGGAGCUCUGCCACCUUUACCUCAUGUAUUUUCUCCUAUGCCACAAGUUACCCAAAUUCAAUCCUGGGCACCGGCACCUGCUUGGCAAUGGAUAACACCCCAAGCGACAGCGCUGGCUGCCCAAACUUCACGUGAUAUCACAAAUUCGACGAGAGGAAAUUAUACAAGACGAGACAGAUUUACGCAUAAUCGCAACAAUGUUUAUCCUCCUAGAGGAAAUUUUCAUCGAAAAAACCGCAGACCUAGAUUUGAUCAAACUCCGACUCCAUUUGAUCCUACAACAGCUUACUUUGGCCAGUCCUUAGCAGCUGGCAAUAUCAGUAUUGAUUGGCAACGAGGAUUUGCUGCUGCUCACAAUGAUGCUCAAAAUCUUGUUAAUCAUAUGGCUAUGUCUAUGUCCAACCAAUCGUCUGGAGUCAAUGAUAGACAAGAUGGUGAUCAAGACGUUAAAAUAGUUUCCGAACUACCAGUUAAAAAAGGUAAACAGAGAAAACCCAUGUCACAAAAUUAUCCAAGUAGACCCUGGAAUCGUGAAGACGCGCAAAGUGCACUAAAAGUCGAAAAUGAAUAUAACAAAACAGUUCGUGCACAGAGCUUAAUUAUUAAAUUUCCAGAUCCUGAUUUAAAUAAAGAUAUUGUCCGUGAAUUCCAUACAGGUAUACAAAAUAUACACUUUCAAAGUCCUAGCGGACCACGUUAUUGUUUUAUUCAAAUGGCUGAAAAUGUUAAUAUUGACGAAGCAAUAAAGGAAUUAGAAAAAAUUCCAUUUGGUGUUGGACAUCUUAAAGUUGAAAGGAAAUCUCUCAGAGAUGAAGAUUUUCCUAUGCCAGAAGAGAUUGAUCCUUAUACAUUAUACGUAGGUAAUUUACCGGAGUCAGUAAAUGUUAACGAAGUUAAAAGUAAAUUUCCAACAGCUACAAGAGUUGAUGUUGGUUAUGCUCAAAAAAUGAGAAAUACUAGGUAUGCCUUUAUUCGCUACACGUCUGUUGAAGAAUCUAUAGCAGCCUAUAAACAAGCUCACGAUUUAAUGUGGGACACAAGAAGUAUUAUUGUAAGAUUUAGGCGACAGCGGGGUAAUACUUGUCUACCUGGUGAACCAAAAAGUAAUACCAAGAAAGUAAAAGAAGAACCAAAUGACGUUAAUAUAAAGACAGAGCAAUCCUCUUGUACCAACAAUCAAACAUCAAAGAAUAAUCAAAAUAAUAAAACUUCCGAAAAUACUCUACAGACAAUUCACAACGGACCUGUUUCAAGUAGAUCUGAGAGUAAUAAUACGACAAAAAAUAUUGAUGUGCGAUUUUCUUCAGAUAAUUCACCAAUAACAGUAAUUCCUACUGAAUCCUCUCAACAAAAACAACCAUGGACCGAAAAAUCACCUCCACUUCCACCGGCAGCCGAAGCUCCUCCACCACCUCCUCAAGAUGAAUCCGAAUCAGUUCUUAUAACAACAAUAAAAGAAGAACCUGAAGAUUUUGAUGAAAUAGAAAUGCCUUACGUACCAAUGGAUGAUGGUGAGGAUGAUGAUGAUGAUGAUGACGACGAUGAUGACGAGCCAGAUCAAUUAGAUGAUUCGAAUGAUGAAAUGGAAGACGGUCAACACGAUGAUUUAGAAGAGCAAACUGACUGUUAUGAAUCUGAGAUACAGAAUAAGCAAAAUAGUGGCAGAGCUGAACAACCUGAUCACUUGGAUCGGAUGUUCAACGAACUUGAAAAUAUUGUAGGUGAUAUUGAACUUUAA
Molecule: messenger RNA, 1903 nt
Organism: Cotesia congregata
Lineage: Eukaryota; Metazoa; Arthropoda; Insecta; Hymenoptera; Braconidae
Source: the annotation of a GenBank genome assembly